UCGUAACGGCGUAACGCUCUCGACAUGUAUGGAAAUACAAGUUAAUAUACCAGAUCAUGCAAUCUGUACAGCAAGAAAAUUGAUUAUUAAAACUAUAUUUGAUGGUAUUACAUUUUCAGAAAUAAAAGAUGAUUUUGAUAUUAGUAAAACAAGAUUUUACAAUUAUCAAAAAGUGGAACAAGAAGAUGUUGAAAAGCAUUUUUUAUAG
This is a messenger RNA of Didymodactylos carnosus, 208 nucleotides long. The record is from the annotation of a GenBank genome assembly. Lineage: Eukaryota; Metazoa; Rotifera; Eurotatoria; Philodinida; Philodinidae.